AGCCAAAGAAGAGAUGUUGCUGCUGAGCUGGAAGGCUGCCUGUGAUCAUCCACAGCUUUUACUAGAGCUCCCUCCUCUUCCUCCUCCUGCUGCUCACCCCACUGUCUCCUGGACUCACCCCAAUGCAAACCCAGGUUCUGAGCGCUGGUAGCAAAAUCGCUGUGGUUCGGAGAGGAGGCCUGGACUCAGAAUCCUCCCAGGCCUUGAAGGUUCAUCUCCAGCCUGAGACAACCCAAGCCCCUUGGCUUCCUGGAGAAUUCUGGUAGGGCCAUGCCACUGGUUCACUAGAUGGACCCAGAUUUGUCUACAACCCUACAGUGGACAUGGAAAGUAGGAGACAUUUUGGAAGGAAGGAAGGAGGAAAAGAAGACCUAAAGAUAUAACCAAAAGUGGAUAUUGCUUCUCUUGUUCUCUUGGAUUCAUUCUGGACAUUUUCUCAGGAUGAAACUUCAGACACUUUGAGUUUUUUUGAAGACUACCAUAGCGAAAGGGCAUUCUCAAGUAGGACAAUUUGGAUGGGAUCAAAAAUGAAUCUCAUCGAACACUCCCACUUACCUGUCACCGAAGAAUUUUCUCUUUCUGACAACUUAUUUGGUGUCCUAACAGAACAAGCAGCAGGACCUCGGGGACAGAAUCUAGACGUGGAACCAUACUCCCAAUACAACAAUGUUCAAUUUCCACAAGUUCAACCACAGAUUUCGUCAUCAUCCUAUUAUUCCAACCUGGGUUUCUACCCCCAGCAUCCUGAGGAGUGGUAUUCUCCUGGGAUAUAUGAACUCAGGCGGAUGCCAGCUGAGACUGUCUACCAGGGAGAGAUUGAGGUAGCAGAGAUCCCUGUAACAAAAAAGGCCCGAAUGGGUGCAUCAGCAGGGAGAAUAAAAGGAGAUGAAUUAUGUGUUGUUUGUGGAGAUAGAGCAUCUGGAUACCAUUAUAAUGCACUGACCUGUGAGGGGUGCAAAGGUUUCUUCAGGAGAAGCAUCACCAAAAAUGCCGUGUACAAGUGUAAAAAUGGGGGCAACUGUGUGAUGGAUAUGUACAUGCGGCGAAAGUGCCAAGAGUGUCGCCUAAGAAAAUGCAAAGAGAUGGGAAUGUUGGCUGAAUGUAUGUAUACAGUCACAGAGAGAGAGAGAGAGAGGCAGAGACACAGGCAGAGGGAGAAGCAGGCUCCAUGCACCGGAAGCCCGAUGUGGGACUCGAUCCCGGGUCUCCAGGAUCGCGCCCUGGGCCAAAGGCAGGCGCCAAACCGCUGCGCCACCCAAAAUCUCUUAAGGAGGCAGACGGCAGGCUUGUUAACUGAAAUUCAGUGUAAAUCUAAACGACUAAGAAAAAACGUGAAGCAGCAUGCAGAUCAGACCAUUAAUGAAGACAGCGAAGGUCGGGAUUUGCGACAAGUGACCUCGACAACCAAGUCAUGCAGGGAGAAAACUGAACUUACCCCAGAUCAACAGAAUCUUCUGCAUUAUAUUAUGGAUUCAUACAGCAAACAGAGGAUGCCUCAGGAAAUAGCAAAUAAAAUUUUAAAAGAAGAAUUCAGUGCAGAAGAAAAUUUUCUGAUUUUAACUGAAAUGGCGACCAGUCAUGUACAGAUUCUCGUUGAAUUCACAAAAACAUUGCCAGGAUUUCAGACUUUGGACCAUGAAGAUCAGAUUGCUUUGCUGAAAGGGUCUGCAGUUGAAGCUAUGUUCCUCCGUUCAGCUGAGAUUUUCAAUAAAAAACUUCCAGCUGGACAUGCUGACCUAUUGGAAGAAAGAAUUCGGAAGAGUGGUAUCUCAGAUGAGUACAUAACGCCCAUGUUUAGUUUUUAUAAAAGUGUUGCCGAACUGAAAAUGACGCAAGAAGAGUAUGCUCUGCUUACAGCAAUCAUCAUCCUCUCUCCAGACAGACAAUACAUCAAGGACAGAGAGGCGGUAGAGAAGCUUCAGGAACCUCUGCUCGAUGUGCUACAAAAGUUGUGCAAGAUUUAUCAGCCUGAAAAUCCUCAACAUUUUGCCUGUCUCCUGGGUCGCCUGACUGAGUUGCGGACAUUCAAUCAUCACCACGCAGAGAUGCUGAUGUCAUGGAGAGUGAAUGACCACAAGUUCACCCCGCUUCUCUGUGAAAUCUGGGAUGUGCAGUGAGGAGUGUGGCAGGGCAAGAGCAUCCAGUGCUUCAUUUUCCUCACAAUAUGUCUGAUGUAUGACUCUUUUUGUUUCAUUUGUACGUGGUUUCACGCAAGAACUUUGGCGGAUAUUUAUGCAGUGAUUAUGUGACUUCCAAAGUUGUAAAUACUGAGCUAGAUAACAUUGCUUUCUCCGCAUGGCAUUUGCAAGGCUUCAGGGACUCUUUGGUCCAAACGGGCCGUCCUGCUCGCCUCGCUCCAUUGAUCAUUCUGCACUUCCAUCGGUUGAGAUAGGGAAAACUUCAUUUUGCUUUAUCUUAUAUCAUCACGUAUAUUUUAUCAAAGAGUUGUGUUCAAUUUUGGCAAUAAACUGAACAUAAUGGCAGUAGGCUUUUCUCUUGGAACAAAAUCUGAAAAAUACAGAAUCUCGUUUCUUUAAAUGGUGAACGACAUCCUGUUGGGCUUGGCAUUUGUGUGUGUGUGUGUGUGUGUGUGUGUGUGUGUGGUGAUGGGUAGUUUACAAAAAGAUAAACUCUCACAACACAAAUUUUUUUUUUUCUCAUCCCAGAAGCAGCCCUGGUGAAUAUUCAUUUAUUUGUAAUGGCCAUUUCAUUUCAUUUUCUCUGAAGUCAAAGAAGUAGCAUUCAGAAAAGCUAAUGAUUCUCAAAUAAAGUAUUCCCUCAAGCAAACCCUUCCAAAGUUAGGGUCUUGAAGUCCUGUUUACAAAUGCAAAUAACUCCAGUGAUGGGAUAUUCCCUUUUCUCUCUUAAAAGCACUUAACUUUGGCUUCAGUGCAUAUAAUUAAUCUGUGUGGUUUUUUUUUUUUUUUUUUUUUUGGUUUGUUUUGUUUUGCUUUCGGAAAACACUUCUACAGCUGGGUGCACAGCUGUUGUAUACUUCCCCCAAACCAGGAAUUAGUUCAUUUCCUUCAUUCAUUGUUACACUGCUGUAUUCUUCUCCCCAUCAUCCUUGGGUGAAUACCAUAAAACACCUCCUAUGAGCAAUGGCCUUAUAUAUACCCCUUUCUGCUGAAGUCAGACACAAUGGAGCUUGCUUAGCACACAAGAGGUUUUUCUGUAUUAAAAUAUUAGAACAAAAAUUUAAAAAAAUAUUAGAACCACCCUGAAGUCCUAAACACGGUGGGAAAGGGAACAAGCGGGGUUAGCAUUACUUGGAUUCUACUUGCUACAACAAGACUUGAGUCCCCACUAAGUACAAGGUCCCUCAAGGGUCACAGUCUGGGCCUGGAGGGGUUUGCAAAGAGGUGCAGAGACAAGUUCUGUGGGCUCACUGGGCAAGUCUCCUGGAGGAGGAGGAGGUGGCAUUUCCUCUGGGCUUGGAAGGCUAUAGCCAGGACCUCCACAGAGGCUGUGAGAGGGAACGGGAUGCAAGGGUGGCAGGAUCACAAGCAGGGGCUGGUGAGGUGCAGGUGUUAAAAAGCACAAGUAAUCUGGGGAGAAACAACCCUUGGCAAAACCCUUCCCAAGCCUCUGUUUCACCAUCUGGAAAUGUAGAUACCAGCGCCUAAGAUCUCUAGGAAUUUACCUAAUGGGUGAAAAGUGGGAAGUUGCAGGCCCCUCAAGGGAGAUAGGUGGUAAGGAAAGGACACAUCAGACAGGGAAGCCAGCUUCUGAAUGCCUGAAGGAGGAGAUUCGGUUUGGGGAACAGAAUGUGGUUUGGUGUAUCCCAGAUCACAGGGCAUUUGUAGGGAAAGUGAUGGGGAAUGAGCUGAAUUAAGGGGCACAUUACAGACCGAACUAGGAGUUAAUCACGUAGGUAUGGAUUCAUUCAUGUAGGUAAGACUUUGUAAUGGCAAAUAAUAAUGCUUACGAAAACGAAUUGUGAUAAAAUAAUACAUAUAGGCCCUUUGUUCCCCGUUCCUGACACAGGGCUUUCUAAAACCCUUGGAAUUUCCUGAUGGGGUGAAAGGAGCACCUUUUAUUUGUAACGAGCUGCUUUCAACCAGAGACCUGAGUUUAUGCUAACAAGAUGAUGCAAGGAGGGGCUCUAGGUACUUUAGGAAGGGUGAUGAUUGCUAGAUGAACCAAUCAUGUGAUUAGAAAGCUGGCUCUUUUGGCCCUAUUCCCAGACUCCGCGAUGGGGAGACAAUCCCAGAGGUUGAGGUCAAUCACCAAUGGCCAAGGAUUUAAUCAGUCAUGCCUAUGUAAUGGGUUUUCCAUAAAAAUGCCUAUAUGAUGCAUCUUGAGAACUUCUGGGUCCAUGAACACACUGAGGUGAAGAGCAUGGAACACACUAGAGAGAGCACGGAAGCUCCAGGUCCUCUCCUCUACUCCCAUACCUUACCCUAUGCCUCUUCCAUUUGGCUAUUACUUACCAAGUUGUACCCUUUAUAAUAAACCAGUGUCUAAACUGUUUUCUUUAGGUCUGAGAACCACACUAGCAAAUUAUAAAAAUUGAGGGGGGAGCAGGUAAUUGGUAAAGAUCUUAUUUCCAAAUAAGGUCACCUUCUGAGAUUCCAGAUGGACAUGAAUUUUGGGGGAUUUAUAGGGGAAGGAACACUAUUCCAUCCACUACAUAGAUAUAACAUUUUAGCAUUAAUCACAGCUGUUGUUAUAAAAUUUGACCUCAUUGAAUUACUUUCACACAAUAUUUGUUCAUGUAAAUCUGUAACAUUUCUUUAAGCUUAGUAUUGUUUUUAAUGUAGUAGGCUCUCAAAAGGCUAUCUGCUGAAUGAAUAGUUAAUUAGGAAUAAAUCAAACCUUUUAUUGCCCCCAAAUUUAACCCAGUACUUCACACAAGGUGUGUUCAUCUAUUGACACUCAAUUGUGUCAGAGCAUUAAAUGCAACAGCAGCAGCAGCCACAUAAUGCAGAACAAUAACUAAUAAACUCAUUAAAAGCAAACAAAACAAAACCCAACAAACAAAAAAACCUCUAACAACUAUGUUUUUUUUUUUUUUAAAUCCAGCAUUACUUAACAUACGGUGUUAUAUGAGUUUCAGGGGUGCAAUGUGGUGAUUGAACACUUCUGUACA
Molecule: messenger RNA, 5092 nt
Organism: Nyctereutes procyonoides (raccoon dog)
Lineage: Eukaryota; Metazoa; Chordata; Mammalia; Carnivora; Canidae
Gene: NR1H4
Product: nuclear receptor subfamily 1 group H member 4
Exons: 13
Coding region: 516-2117 (533 amino acids)
Biological process (GO): bile acid signaling pathway; positive regulation of transcription by RNA polymerase II; negative regulation of transcription by RNA polymerase II
Molecular function (GO): zinc ion binding; RNA polymerase II cis-regulatory region sequence-specific DNA binding; bile acid binding
Source: RefSeq, a predicted model, not a curated record